Drosophila rhopaloa is the source of this 4244-nucleotide messenger RNA. It is a transcript of the gene TppII, whose product is annotated as tripeptidyl-peptidase 2. The record is from RefSeq and is a predicted model, not a curated record. Gene Ontology annotation, cellular component: cytosol. Lineage: Eukaryota; Metazoa; Arthropoda; Insecta; Diptera; Drosophilidae. The coding region runs from base 67 to 4131 and encodes 1354 amino acids. Gene Ontology annotation, molecular function: serine-type endopeptidase activity; tripeptidyl-peptidase activity. The transcript has 12 exons. Gene Ontology annotation, biological process: proteolysis.
GUCUCGGUCCUACCAAUUCUCCAUUGAACAGCAACCAAGGAAUUCGCACAGAGUUCCGAGCGAAACAUGGCCACAAGCGGAAUUGUCGAAACUUUUCCCACGGGCGCCCUGGUGCCCAAGGCGGAAACGGGAGUGCUGAACUUCCUGCAGAAGUAUCCGGAGUACGACGGUCGCGACGUCACCAUAGCCAUCUUCGAUUCCGGCGUAGAUCCCCGGGCAACGGGACUGGAGACGCUAUGCGACGGAAAAACCGUAAAAGUGAUCGAGCGGUAUGACUGCUCCGGAUGCGGGGACGUGGACAUGAAGAAGAAAGUGACGCCGGAUGAAGGCGGCAACCUGAAGGGCCUGUCCGGCAACUCACUUAAAUUGACACCGGAAAUGAUGGCCCUGAACACGGACCCGGACAAGGCGGUGCGGGUGGGCCUUAAGAGCUUCAGCGAUCUGGUGCCUUCCAAGAUAAGGAACAACAUCGUGGCCCAGGCCAAGCUGAAGCACUGGGACAAGCCGCACAAGACGGCCACUGCCAAUGCCAGUCGUAAGAUUGUAGAGUUUGAGUCACAAAAUCCAGGGGAAGCCUCCAAGCUGCCCUGGGAAAAGAAGAUAGUCAAGGAGAACCUGGACUUUGAGCUGGAGAUGCUCAACAGCUAUGAGAAGGUGUACAGCGAAAUCAAGACGUCCUACGACUGCAUCCUCUUCCCAACAGCCAACGGCUGGCUAACCAUAAUUGACACCACGGAGCAGGGAAAUCUGGAGCAAGCCCUGCGCAUCGGCGAGUACUCGCGGACGUACGAGACCCGCAAUGUGGACGAUUUCCUCUCCAUAUCCGUGAACGUCCAUGACGAGGGCAACGUGCUGGAGGUGGUGGGUAUGUGCUCGCCCCACGGCACCCACGUCUCGUCCAUAGCCAGCGGAAACCACAGCUCCCGGGAUGUGGAUGGCGUGGCUCCGAAUGCCAAGAUCGUGUCGAUGACCAUCGGCGAUGGUCGACUGGGUUCCAUGGAGACCGGAACAGCACUGGUCCGGGCCAUGACCAAAGUGAUGGAGCUGUGCCGCGACGGCAAGCGUAUCGACGUGAUCAACAUGAGCUACGGCGAGCACGCCAACUGGUCGAAUUCCGGCCGCAUUGGGGACCUGAUGAACGAGGUGGUCAACAAGUACGGCGUGGUGUGGGUCGCCUCUGCCGGUAAUCAUGGUCCGGCACUCUGCACGGUGGGCACCCCACCGGACAUCAGCCAGCCCAGUUUGAUCGGCGUUGGCGCCUACGUCUCGCCCCAGAUGAUGGAGGCCGAGUAUGCGAUGCGGGAAAAGCUGCCCGGCAACGUUUACACCUGGACAUCGCGCGAUCCAUGCAUCGACGGCGGGCAGGGCGUGACCGUGUGCGCUCCAGGCGGAGCCAUUGCGUCCGUGCCGCAGUUUACCAUGAGCAAAUCGCAGCUAAUGAAUGGUACCAGUAUGGCUGCGCCUCAUGUGGCUGGUGCCGUGGCGCUGCUCAUCUCCGGACUGAAACAACAGAACAUCGAGUAUUCGCCGUACAGUAUUAAGCGUGCACUCAGCGUCACUGCCACCAAACUAGGAUAUGUGGAUCCCUUUGCCCAGGGCCAUGGCUUGCUCAAUGUGGAGAAGGCCUUUGAGCACUUGACGGAGCAUCGGCAGUCCAAGGAUAAUAUGCUGAGGUUCUCCGUGCGUGUCGGCAACAACCAGGCCAAGGGCAUUCAUUUGCGCCAGGGCGUGCAGCGCAAUUUCAUCGACUAUAAUGUGAACAUUGAGCCAAUCUUCUUCAACGACAAGGAGACGGAUCCCAAGGAAAAGUUUAACUUCAAUGUGCGCCUGAAUCUCAUUGCAUCGCAGACAUGGGUUCAAUGUGGAGCUUUCCUGGAUCUCAGUUACGGAACCCGCAGCAUUGUGGUGCGCAUCGAUCCAACUGGCCUCCAGCCAGGUGUCCACAGCGCCGUGAUUCGUGCCUUCGACACCGAUUGUGUGCAGAAGGGUGCCCUAUUCGAGAUUCCCGUCACGGUGGUGCAGCCCCAUGUGCUGGAGUCUGACCACAACAAGCCCGUGUUUGAACCAGCGACUUCAAAGGGGGACAAUAGCGUGGAAUUCCAGCCAAACACCAUUCAAAGAGACUUCAUCCUGGUGCCAGAACACGCCACUUGGGCGGAGCUGCGCAUGCGCAUCACCGAUCCCAAUCGUGGCAAGGACAUUGGCAAGUUCUUCGUUCACACGAACCAGUUGCUUCCCAAGCAAUCCUGCCGCAAACUGGAGACCAUGAAGAUCGUAGCUGUUGGCUCUGAGAACGAAUCCACCAUGGCUUUCAAAGUUAAGUCUGGCAAGAUUCUGGAGCUGUGUAUUGCAAAGUAUUGGUCCAACUAUGGACAGAGUCACCUGAAGUACAGUCUGCUGUUCCGGGGAGUUGAAGCCCAUAAUCCCAAUGCCUAUGUUAUGCAUGCCGGAAGGGGCAUUCACAAGCUGGAGGUCGAGGCCUUGGUUUCGGAGGACGUGCAGCCGCUUCUGCAGCUAAAGAACGCCGCAGUGGUGCUGAAGCCCACCGAGGCCAAGAUCUCGCCGCUAAGUGCCACUCGAGACGUCAUCCCAGACGGACGACAGGUGUACCAGAACCUGCUGGUCUUCAGUUUGAACGUGGCCAAGCCCGCGGAGGUGGCGCUGUACGCACCGAUCUUCAACGAUUUGCUGUACGAGGCAGAGUUUGAGUCCCAGAUGUGGAUGCUGUACGAUGCGAACAAGGCCCUGGUCGCCACCGGCGACGCCCACUCCCACACCUUCUUCACAAAGCUCGAAAAGGGUGACUAUACUGUGCGACUGCAGGUUCGCCACGAGAAGCGCGAACUACUGGAGAAGAUCUCGGAGGCCAACCUGGUGGCCGCUUUCAAGCUGACCAAUGUGCUCUCUCUCGACUGUUACGAGAACUACAACCAGUGCAUUGUGGGCGGUCGCAAGUUCGUUAAUGCUCUGCUGAGAGGCUCCACCCGAGUGCUGUACAUAGCACCUAUUGCCCAGGAGCGGCUCACUAAGGCCAACCUGCCCGCACAAUGCGCCUGGCUGAGCGGCAAUCUAGUAUUCCCGCAAGACGAGGCCGGACGUCGCGUGGCCCUACAUCCCUUCAACUACAUCCUCAAUCCUGCCGACAGGAAGGCUCCCACAAAUGGCUCCAGCAACGGUUCUAGUUCUGCAGGAUCCUCAGCAGCAGCAGCCGCCGCCGUUACUGCCAAUUCGGCCAAACCAAAGGCUCCGGCCACUCCACAGGCAGCAAACUCGGUAAACAAUCCCGCGGCAGGAGAUGGAGUCACGGUCCAGGGUGACCCGCCGGUGGAUGGCAGUGCCAGCCCCGCCUCGCCCAAAAAGGGCAAAACAAAUGCCGACGAUUAUGCCGAAAGCUUGCGCGACUUCCAAUGCUCGCACAUUGCCAAAUGUGAGCUUGAGAUGGCGGAGAAGAUCUACAACGAGGUGGUGAAUGCCCAUCCCAAGCACCUGCAGGCAAACCUGUUGCUCAUUCAAAAUAUUGAGUCCACUCAGUUGAAGUCACAACUGCCGCUGACCUUUGCCAACGCCCAGAAGACAUCUCCCCCGGAUGCAGGAGAAGGUUCAGACAAGCAGAAGGAGGACCAAAAGAAGGUGCGCAGCGCCCUGGAGCGCAUAGUCAAGCUAGCUGAUAAGGUGAUCCAGGAGACCGAUGCCGAGGCACUGCUCUCGUUCUACGGUCUGAAGAACGAUACUCGAUCAGAUGCAGCAAAGAUAAAGACAAACAUGGACAAGCAAAAGAACAAUCUCAUCGAGGCCCUGAGCAAGAAGGGCAUUGCCCUGGCCAAGCUCGCUGUUUUGGAUGACAGCAUCAAGGAUAGCCUGGUCGAGAUUAAUGAUCUAUACACGGAGAUAAUUAAGUUCGUGGACGCCAACGACCCCAAAGCCAUUCAGUUUGCUCUGUGGCACGCCUAUGCCAACGCCCACUAUGGCCGUAUGUACAAGUACGUGGUGAAGCUGAUCGAGGAGAAGCGCACCCGCGAUCACUUCGAGGAGCUGGCCGCCAUUAACGGUGCCCUGGGUCACGAACACAUCCGGACAGUCAUCAACCGCAUGAUGAUCACCGCCUUUCCCAGCAGUUUCCGUUUGUUUUGAGCGCCAAUCAGCAAGCAGUAGCCACCAUAAUUAUUCACGCUUCGAUGCGAUCAUUGUUUUUUGUAUCUAAAGUAAUCAAUAUGUAUAUGAAUAAAUGCUAUUAAUUGAAAUUA